AGCCCCAGUGGUUCCCAGGACGGCAGAGAGAGAGGGUCGCGCUCGCUCGAAGAAACUUUCCACCUUGUUGCGUAUGAGUCUUCCGUAGGACUAACAUUUAUUUACGUUUUUAUUUUCGUUAUUUUCAUGAUGUCCCGUUGUUUUAAAUGUCUUUUAAUCUUUUGAAGAUGGAAACGACGGAAGCAGGAUGUUAGAACUAUAAUAAUACUCUGACUCUGUACAAGGCAUCCGUCUUCACUCAACUGCUUUUCCAGUGUUUAUUUGCAAUCGAAGUGACGAACAAGGAACCUCAUCUUGGCUAAGCGCGCCGCCUCGGAGAAUCCUUCCCUCUCUCCCGGCCAGGGCGACCCUCCCGGCCGGCUCCUCUCAGCGCGCCAGAGGCACGUCGCCCUCCGUCCUCCGACGCCCCAAGAAGAAGAGGCUUCCCGCGCGGCCUCCCCCGGGCCCGCCCUCGACCUGCGGCGAGCGUGACGUGGCUGGGCGCCAUGUCCGCCUCACCUCGGACUUUUUUCCAAGUGCUGCGGCCGCACACGUCUCGGCGAGGGAAGAGCCUGUACAGCGGCCUCGUCGUGGCGGGCGCCACGUACCUCUUGUGCCGCGCGGUGUGGCUGGGCGUGGGCGGCGCGAGCGACUCCCGCCAGGACGCCCGCGCCGGCCCCGACAUCCACAAGUGGGAUUUUCAGGCUGGCUUCGUCAGGGAGGACAAGGAGGUCAGGUCGCGGCUCCCGCAGGACGCAGUCAAUGGGACCUCUCCUCACAGGCGGGCCCUGCGGUACUUGAUUGAGGAGCCCGACUUCUGCAGCCGCUUCCCCGACCUCAGGAUCAUUUCCUACGUGCACUCCGCCGCCAGGAAGACGGAGAACAGACAGCUGAUCCGGGACACGUGGGGGAGCAUGAAGUACUACCAGCAGAUUCACCUACGCAUUUUCUUCGUCUUUGGAGCUGCGGCGUCUCAGGAGGAACAAGACAUCAUCAACGAAGAGAGUGAAAAACACCACGACAUCAUCCAACUUGACUUUGUGGAUUCGUAUAAAAAUUUAUCAUAUAAGGGGGUGUCGGCCCUGCAGUGGAUCACGGAGCACUGCCAGCAGGCGCAGUGGAUCCUCAAGAGCGACGACGACAUGAUCAUCAACGUGUUCGGCCUGGUGGACUACCUCGACGUGUACAGCAAGUGGCUGGCCUCGCGCAACGAGGGUCCCCCCAACACGAUCAUGUGCGCCGUGUGGUGGGGAAUGCCCGUCCUGCGAGGCAAAGGCUGCGCCAAGUGGUGUGUCACGGAGGACGAGUGGCCAGAGAAGUCCUACCCGACGUACUGCUCCGGCAGCGCCUUCGUCAUCCCGACGCACUUGGCGCCGAAGCUCUACCACGCCUAUUUCCAUGCGCCGUUCCUGUGGGUCGAUGACGCCUACAUCUCGGGUGUGUUGCCUCGGCAGGCGGGCAUCAAGCACAGGCCUAUCCACUCGCUCUACGAGCUCAACCACUUCCUCAUGGCGAAGAACGUGAUCCACGGCAACCGCCUCUUCUGCCACCACCCCGGCAAGGCGCUCCCGCGGGCGGCCUGGUGGCCCCUCAUCGCCGCCAAGGAGGGCCGGGGCUGACGCUGGUUCCGCCCUCACGCCGGGGGAGGCGCUGCGGGAGUCAACAGUAUACUUGCGGCAUCUAGAUUUUCAUACGAGACUGAUAUAUAUUUUGAAACGAUGUAUAUAGGACUACGUGGCAAUAGUAGGACGCGCUUCGAAGCUGGAGCAUUUUCACACAGAUAAAAUUUAUUUGUAAACUUGUUUGUGAAUCUUGUGUUUGGUAAAGGGCUUUGUAGGGAAGAAGUAAGAAUUUUUCGUAGUAAUAA
Penaeus vannamei (Pacific white shrimp) is the source of this 1846-nucleotide messenger RNA. The record is from RefSeq and is a predicted model, not a curated record. Lineage: Eukaryota; Metazoa; Arthropoda; Malacostraca; Decapoda; Penaeidae.